Molecule: messenger RNA, 1821 nt
Organism: Funneliformis mosseae
Lineage: Eukaryota; Fungi; Glomeromycota; Glomeromycetes; Glomerales; Glomeraceae
Source: the annotation of a GenBank genome assembly
AUGUCUGCAUCUGAAACGAUACACGAGUAUUUCGAACGAAAGGUGUCAGAUUGGGAUAUUGUUAGAUUCCUCGAGGAAUGUACAAGUAUAGGGUCUUAUAGACAGAAAAUAGAAUGCUACUUAUCAUCUCUCGAGUUGAUAGUCAAUACUGAGAAUGGUCAAAGGCGUGAAAAAGCGCAGGUGCUCCUCGACGCUUACAGUCAGGCAAGUAUUAGAAUUUUAUAUCAAAGGUUUUUUAAGAGUAAGUGGCGUGGUAGGGGACCUUCGAGCUCCCUUAUCAUUCAAGUCUUCGAGCCGAGCCACAAAGACUAUGCUGGGGCGCAGAGUAAUCGUCCUGAUAAAAAAAGAGCAAAAGAAUGGGAGAAGACGCGUUCGAAUACGCAGAUUAAUAUCCAUCGUUCAACUAUAAACGGGACAGUGGGAGGAAUAACAAAUGGUGUAUAUGGGCCUAUGAGUGGAGGAGUGUUCGAUGUAAAGCUUGCACCAAAGAGGAGUAAUCAGAAAGAGAACAAUGAUAAAGUCCCAAAAAGGGUAAAAAUUAACGAUGCCACUCCUCAACGCGAACAGGAUGAACAAGAAAAUCAGCAAAGUUCUGAUAAUAAUAUCUCGAAAGAACCCCGUCUCAUGGAGUCAAAUGAUAGUUCGAUAUUAAAGUCUGGAAAUUCGAAAAUAAAUCAAGGUGAUCCGUCUUCUAAAUUUAAUCAAUGUUACGAUGCUAGGAAACGAACAAAAAUUAUUUAUUCGUGGGGAGAUGUCAUCGACAAGAUUGAUUUUAGAAAUAUUUCAAAGAAGGAUUGGAUUUUUGAAAAUUACAAUCUUUCCAAUGAGUUCCGUGAUUUUCAAAAGAUGACGAUUCAACAGGUCAAGGAAAACCCGUAUUUGUGCUACAAAGAAGAUAUUCAAAAAAUUCUAUGUUUAUCUAAUAUAAUGUUGAUUGAGCGGAUAAAACCGACAUACUUAUCUUGCGAUCUUGCGAGUUGGAAUACUAUUUGUCGAAGGAAAACGUCUUCUUAUUUGUCAUCGACAGUUAACAAUGUAGUUCUGGAAUAUUCAUUGAAAUGGAAGACAAAUGGUGCGAAAAUUUCUCCAGAGUCACAGAACUGGAUAAAGGGGAUAGAGCUAUUUUUUGCAAAUGCCAAAUCAUAUUACGAAACUUGCUCUAUUAAUAAAGAUAACGAAGAUACCUUCGUUCACAACACUUUACAUAACUUGAUCAGUGAGAUUUUUCGUGACCCGAUGUUAGAAUUAUAUCCUUUGUAUACUUGUGUUAAAAGGGCAAAUAGCGAGAGCUCCGCUUCAAAAAGUCGACGUCUUAGCAAUAAGGAAAAUGGUACUGUUAAAGGUAAUAAACCCGAUUUCAAAAUUUCGACCAAUACUAAAGAUGAAAUUCUCUUCGGGGAAGUUAAACCAAGGGACACUUCUUCUGUAUUGGUCAAAAAAGAUCUAGUCAAACUUGCUGAGUAUCAGGCGGGUACCUUGGAUGAGCUAAUAAAAAAAUACGGAAAUAGAAUCGGGAUGAUUUCUUUCGGUAUAUGGGUAUGUGGUGAGCAUAUUCGCAUCUACGAGAUGGACCUUAAUAAUGACGGAAUAUACAGGAUGAUCUUAGUUGCAGAUGUAUGUGUCCCAAUCGAACGGGAAAAAAUUGUAGGCUUGGUGCCAGUUUUGGAAGCAUUUUAUAAUGUUAAACAUCGCAUUUCUGAACUUUUAACGGUAAUUGCCUCUAACAGCCCGCCUAGUUCACCAUCACGUUCUUCCUAUGUUAGAAUGCCUACCCUUUCGCCAAAACCCGUCAGGGUCGCAAUUGCUGGUCUGCAACCAUAA